Aspergillus affinis is the source of this 1512-nucleotide messenger RNA. Its product is annotated as C2H2-type zinc finger protein. The coding region runs from base 1 to 1512 and encodes 503 amino acids. The record is from RefSeq and is a predicted model, not a curated record. The transcript has a single exon. Gene Ontology annotation, molecular function: RNA polymerase II cis-regulatory region sequence-specific DNA binding; DNA-binding transcription factor activity, RNA polymerase II-specific. Gene Ontology annotation, biological process: regulation of transcription by RNA polymerase II. Gene Ontology annotation, cellular component: nucleus. Lineage: Eukaryota; Fungi; Ascomycota; Eurotiomycetes; Eurotiales; Aspergillaceae.
AUGGCCUCAUCACGUGCCCCGGUAUACUCGAGCGGCGCCCAGCCUCAACUCCAACCGGCGAUCCGUCUAGAUGCCUCGUCGCCCUUUCACCCUUGGCGUGCUGCCUCCCGUUUCACUCCCUCGUUCCUCUCGACCGACUCCUUAGAGCUCUACCACUCCCGACCGUCCCCAAUGGCUGAAUCUCCGGGCUCUCCCCUCUCCUCUAUCGCCUCCGACGACAUGUCGGAUCGCGAGACUGAAAAGCAGCCCUUCUCGCCCUCGGCGGCCAACUUACCUCCCUCCAAACGUCGCCGGACCGGCGUCGCGUCCUGGGAUCGCAAUACUCCCGUCUCAACGACCUUCCAGGAUGACAUGCCUCCGCCGUCUCCCUCGACCACCAUCUCGUCCGACACCUCGGGCGACAUCCCCAACUCUCCCGGCACCUGGGCCCUCAUCGGCGGCAGCCAGGAUGACGACUAUAGCGGUCAGGGAAACGACCAGGUCACCGUGUGUCGCUGGGAUGGAUGCGAUGUCGGGGAUUUGGGGAACAUGGAUGAUCUCGUCCAGCACAUUCAUAAUGACCAUGUCGGCAGCCGACAGAAGAAGUACUCCUGCGAAUGGUCCGAUUGCACUCGAAAGGGUCAAACGCACGCCAGCGGCUACGCACUGCGCGCCCACAUGAGAAGCCACACCAGAGAGAAGCCGUUCUAUUGUGCCCUACCAGGUGAGUCUGAGUCAAACACACAUGACUUUUUGUCUCUGAUUUCCGUUUACCCCAUUCCUUUUCCUUUUUCCCUCUUUUCCCUCCCCCAACAAAGGGAAAAGGAACCAUCUCACCUUCGAAUUAUUUGUCCGCCCUCCUCGAUCAAAGAGAUGGCGCAACUAACCUGUCCGAUCCUCUUCACAGAAUGCGACCGCAGCUUCACCCGGUCCGAUGCCCUCGCCAAACACAUGAGAACCGUCCAUGAGACCGAGGCCCUCCGCCCGUCUGAUCCGGUCCCCAAGCACCACAACGUCCCCGCGUCCGCGGCCGGCACCCCUGCCGGAACGCCAGCCAGCAAGCUCCAACGCAUCAAACUCAAGCUAUCGCAACUCCCGAAGGAAGACCCAGACCGAUACAGCGAAAGCGCCGCAGACGAGACGGCAAACACAGACCUCGACGAGCUCGAGGACCCCGAGUUGAGCCCCGACCUGGGCUUCGACGAGCACGAGCUCGCGCUGCCCCCGACGCAACUGUAUCGCGUCCUGCGGCGACAGAUCCACUGGGCCGAGAAAGAAGGCGUCAAGCUACGGGCCGAGUGGGAACGGAUCCAACCGAAGCGCAAGCAGGCGUGGUUGGAGAAAGACGCCGUCUUUGACGAUGUCAUCGAUGCUCAGCUCCGACUGUUCACAGCCCUGGUGGGCAGCGAUAACGGGCCUGUCGCAUCCUCCGCCGCGGUCACGAAUGGUGCCGAAAAGGUCCAGAAACCGUCAGAUACCGCAGAGAAGGAGGCACCGUCUCAUAAUGCGGACGCGAGUUCAGUUCCUCCGUGA